This is a messenger RNA of Cornus florida, 2673 nucleotides long. RefSeq names its product protein THYLAKOID ASSEMBLY 8-like, chloroplastic. The transcript is spliced from 2 exons. Bases 82 to 912 code for a protein of 276 amino acids. Gene Ontology annotation, biological process: chloroplast organization; Group II intron splicing. Gene Ontology annotation, molecular function: RNA binding; protein binding. The record is from RefSeq and is a predicted model, not a curated record. NCBI's taxonomy places the organism in Eukaryota, Viridiplantae, Streptophyta, Magnoliopsida, Cornales, Cornaceae.
AAAAAAAAAAAUCCCCAUUUCUAUUCAGAGUGCGUGUUAACAAAUAAAUCGCAUCCUUGAGUUGAGGGGGGAGAAGAGAGAAUGAAGUUGUUAUCUGCAUCAUCAUCAGCGUUAGCGCAUCCUCUUCUUCCUACACUGUCGCAAACCCUAAAUCGGAUCAAUUUGAAUCCCCCAUUCCCAGAAAUUGGAAGGUUGCAAUUUGGUUGCAACAAUAAUAAUGAUAAAAAGAUGAAGAAUGGGACGACGGGGAUGAUGGGGAUAAGUAGUACUAGUAGAGACAGAAGCAAGAAUCGAAAGCCCCUACAGAGAGGGAGGAACCUCAGCAUCGAAGCAAUCCAAACAGUUCAGGCUCUCAAACGUAAUUUAAACAACAAUAAUAAGAAGAGCAAUUGUGGUGAUGAUUAUAAUUCUUCAGACUCUUUGGAGCAAGUCUUCCGUUCUAAGCUCAGGCGUUUACUCAAGUUCGAUAUGAUGGCCGUUCUUCGUGAACUCCUCCGCCAGAACCAAUGCUAUUUGGCCCUCAAGGUUUUUGAGGAUGUUCGGAAGGAGGACUGGUAUAAACCUCAGGUCUCACUGUACGCUGAUAUGAUAUCAGUUUUAGCAAGCAAUGGGCUUUUUGAAAAGGUGGAACUUCUUUUCAUGCAAUUGAAAAUGGAAAGUAGUUUAGAGCCUGAUACCGAGGGCUUUAAUGCACUUUUGGAAAGUCUGAUGAUAAAUAACUUCACUGGAAUGGCAAUGGAGUGCUUUCAGUUAAUGAAAACAACAGGAUGCGAGCCAGAUAAAUCAUCAUUUAAAAUAAUGAUAAAUGGUUUAGAAUCAGAGGGAGAAACAGGUCUUUCAGCCAUUGUAAGGCUAGAAGCUCAGAAAUGUUAUGGAUUUCUAGAGGAGAAUGAAGAGAUGACAGUGAGUUGAAAUGGAUCCUGCCAGAUGAAUGAUUCAAUCAUAUCAUGGAAAAGUGAGAUAUCAUGCCCACCUUUGCAUGUUGAAAGGUAGUGACUCUGUAACUUGCAUUGCCUUAAUCCGAAUUGAAGAAUUGUUUCAUACACGAGACCUUUUGCAAUUCCUAGAUGACAAUAGAUCUUUUGGUGUAGGUGUGACGGGAUAAGGUUAGCAUGCAAAAUUUCAGUAUUUUGGCAGAAUAUUUUUCUAGCUUCCAUAGAAUGAUGCAGGUUGCUGAUUAAGUUUGUGUAUUUGGAACUCCACCAUUCUCCGCAUCUUCAAGACAAUUGAUUAGUAACUUCAUCCUCUCAGUUCAGUUCCUUUUCCAUAGUUCACUAAUACUUUGUAGUCCAUCCUCGACUGUGAUCCUGCAGUAAAGAAUUCCUCUUGCCUAACUUGUAUUUCCAGAAAUCAUCAAGGCUCUGUUAUUAGAGUUUGCAUUGAGAUUACUUCAGCCUCAGAUUCUGCAAAUUACCUUUCUUUUGAAUUUGCAGCAUUUUAAGCCUCUGAACCGGAGUUGAAUUGUUUUACUAUGGAAAACAACUGUCAGGUGGCUGUUUCUGCAUGUUGGAGUUCCUCUAACCUUUGGAGCCUCAAGCUACUAGAUUCCAAUCGGUUAUGGUUAAUCCAAAAGAAUCCAAGGCUCUGCAGUUGUGUGGUCCAUGAACUGAGAAGCUGGGUUUUAAACUGAAGUUUUCUGGGUCAUUGGUCCCAAGGCUCUUCCUAGAUGAUGAGUCCAGGUUAUGCUGGGAUCUCAGUUUCUAUUCUUACUUUAUUUCUUUGUUUCUUCCGUUUGCUAAGUAACAAACUCACACGUGUACAUAUAUAUCCCAAACUAGCAAUAACUAGGUUUCUCUAAAUUACUCUAUUAAUAUGUGCUUAACAAGUUUAUGACAUAAAAAAGAUAAUAUACUAUUUAUAAAAAGAUAAUCUAUUAUUCAUUUACAUCCAUUAGAACCGUACAAGCUAGAUAUGUACUUUUCAGAUUGAUGGUUAUGCUGCACAUGCAAGUACGGGGAUAAACCAUCUCAGAGGCAGUUGGUCAAACUGAUGAAUCAGUUGGCAAGGAAAACGAUUUGAUGAAUCAGUUUAAUUUUUAGAGAGAUAAAAUUUCUUUACACCAUUUAGCUUGAUGCAAAUUGUAUCAUAUUUGAUAGAAUAAUAACUCCCUCCUUACCCUCCUUUUCAUUUUCUUUCUAUUUUCAUAUUAAAAGAGUAAGAGAGCUCUCUCAUGACUCAUGAGCUCUCCUUCUUGACUAUUGUAUUGAGAGAUUUUAUUAAAACAUUCAUUUGACUUUUCACACGUCUCAAAAACUACCUCAAUCUAAUGGUAAAUAAAGUGAGAGAUGACUCUUGUCGUGAGAGGGCUCUAUUGAUAGCCUUACCCCUUUUAAAAACAUAUAUUGUACAGCCUUUUCAUUCAAUUUCAUUUCUUUUUCUUCCAAGUUCCAACUCAUAAUCCAAAGUCCAAACAGGCCCUAAAACUUGCCUACUGGACAAGUUUAUGAGAUUUAUUACCAUUCUUAACUAGGAGAGGAAUGCCAAAUUGCCUUUAUCCUGUUGAUACGGUUAUCAUUUGCAUCUCUUGUAUAUCUACUGCUUACCGCCUUAAAAAUUAUAUCCAUGGUGAACUCAUCAGUGUCUUGUAGAUCCACAUUUACGCGCAAGUAUUGUAUUUAUGUUGCUUAGCACAAUAAAGAAGUACUAUAUAUUUAUUUAAUUGGUAUGUCUCUC